Molecule: messenger RNA, 2641 nt
Organism: Dentiscutata erythropus
Lineage: Eukaryota; Fungi; Glomeromycota; Glomeromycetes; Diversisporales; Gigasporaceae
Source: the annotation of a GenBank genome assembly
AUGUCCCAUUUUCAAAUUUUACUUCGUAUAAGAGAAGAUCACGAUUAUAAUCACCAAAGAUAUCCCAAUACUUUAGGACUUAGACAGUAUCUUUCUAUACAUUCUCCUGAUCCAUCCUGUACUAUUUGUCACCCACCUACUCCUAUUAGCACCGUACAAUUUUUAAAUUUUUGGGAUUGGUAUUCUGCUGAAUUUCCAUCCUUUUCCUAUACUCUUCGCACUCAAACUAACUUUUCAUUGUUAGAAAAUCACACCUUUAAUGAUAUUCCAGAAUUAGUACUUACAAACCUUUUUUCUAGUAUAAGACAUACACAAUUUCCUGGAAAUUAUCCUAUUCUUAUAAAUACAUUUUUUGAAGCUUAUUCAAGAACAAAUAGAUUUACUGAAGACGCAUUUGAAGUAUUAUAUACUGAUAGUGAAACUCGCAGUAUCUCAUCUGUCAAUUCUUCUGAAAAAAGUUUUUCUGAAAAUUCUGAACAUUCUUCUGUUGAAGAAAUAAAUCCCGUAUUAAAUAGACAAUUACAUCAAUUACCAAUAAUGGCACAACAACAACCACAAGGACAUAUCAGUCGCGAAUGUACAAGACCGCGAAACUACCAACGGAAUAAUAAUUCUGAAAACUUUGGAAAUAAUACUUCUAGAAGUAAUUAUCAAAGAAACAAUAAUCCCUCAGCACCCCCAUUGUCCUCUAAUAAUGUUCCGGGGGAUAAUUCUAAUAAUCAACAAGCAGAAGCCAUGCAAACUUUAUUGAAUAUGCUUGGUUCCGCGAAUAUUAAUAACAAUGGAAAUAAUGAAUCUCCGCGAAAUAAUAAUAAUGACGAAGGAAGACAAUCUUAUUUUAAUGUUUAUGAUGACCAACCUUUUUAUCCAGCAGAAAGAACAAAUCGUCCUAACAGAACUGAUCCUAUAAUAACAAGACAAAAGAAAAAGACAACAGAAAAUAAAGAAAAUGAGAUUAAAGAAGUGGAACCUGCAACAAUUGUUGACUUUGAAGAAAAUCCCUAUCAACCUGAAACUGUAGAUGUAGAAAUGCCUAAUGAAACAAAUGAACCAAAAGAAGAAGAAGAUGAACUUAAAGAAAGUGUAAGCAUAAACCCUAAAGAAAAUGAAAUCCUUGAUAGUGAUGAAAUUAUGGAUGUUAAUAACUUUUACCUUGAAAAAAAUUCCUUCCGUGAAAUAACAAACAAUGCCUCUCAUGGCUAUGGUAACACCAAUUUCGAAAUUGCUGAAAUGAUCAUCAAAGAGAAUAACAAUUUACUUGAAGGCUUUGAUUUGGACCUUUCCCCCAAGGAAAAGACUCCCCAGAGUUCAGAAACUUGCAAAGCUUCCCUUGAUAUACCUUUACCAAGAAACCUUUCAAAAGUUGUUGAAACCGCGAGGAUACUAAAGGAAGAUAACUCUAUUUUCGCGAGAAACGAUGUUGAUCAUGCCGAUCAUGCCGAUCACGAGACGAUCAACUUAGUAUAUGCAUGUUAUGAUGAUUAUUUUGAGUCUGAUGAAUUUGAUAGUGAAACUGAAGAUAAUGAUGAAAGAUAUAAUAAUGAAGAUUCUGCAGAAGAAUCCAACCUAUCCAAAGAAGAAAACUUUAUGACCAACUCCAGAUACUUUGAAGAUAAUGUUCCACAUGAAGAAACAAUUAGAGAAGAUGACUUCCCUCCAACUUUUGAAUGGCCAAAAGAAUUUGAGUUGCAAGAUCUAAAUGGCAAAGAAACAAUAACAGAUGAUAACUUCUAUCUUGGUGAAACAUCUUAUAAUAUGCAAAGUUUAAAUGUAGGAGACUUAAGAUGGGAUCAAGAAUAUGAACUUGACAACCACUCUGCUUUAAGAUCACUCUUCCAUCACAAACUUCCUCAGACAAGACUAGCAAGAUGGAUUCUUAUUUUACAAGAAUACACCUUUACUGUAUUACACAAAGCUGGCAAAAGACAUACAAAUAUAUUAAAUGAAUCACAACAUGAAGCUAGUGUAUUCAGAAGAAUUGAAUCAAUAAUUGGAAAUCUUGCUGAGCAAAGAAUACAAACAGUAGCAAGGGUAACAAAAUCUCAAAUUUAUCAAAAGGAGAGACAUGAUAAAAAGUUCAAAAUAGAAAGUUAUGAGAUUGGAGAUAAAAUCAUUCUUGAGAACAUGUCAAUUAAAGAAAUUGCUGAUGUUCUUCAACAAAAGCUUAGUCAAGAAGAAGAUAAAAGACUUGUUAUAACUACAAGAGAAAAAUUACAAUUAUAUCUGGAAGACCUCCAAAGAAAUUCUUCAAUUAUCCACUCCUUUCCAGAAAUUUAUGGAGACACUUGGGAAUCAAAAGUUGCUAGAAUUUGCUCCAUAAUCAAACAAGAAAGAAUACCUAAUCUGAAAUUACAAAGGUUUUAUCAGUUGGGAACUUUAUUGAAUGAAAAGAGCUGGACAAAAAGUGCAAGAACAGAAGUAAUGAAACACUUCUCCACUCAUAAAUAUAGAGAAGUUUGGAAGUCUGCAUAUCGUACUUAUCAAAUAUAUUUUGCUAGGGGAUCACAAAACAUAUUUGAAGCUCAGAAAAUUUCUCCAUUUGUCUUAUUUAAGAUGUAUGAUAAUGAUUUUAAAAUCUUACUCAAAGAGGCAGAAGUAUUAGGCCUUCAAGAGCUUUAUGAAGUCUCGCAGGAGCUCAACU